AUGGCGCUGAACGCGCUAGCCCCGGAAAGGAUAAUAGCGCGUUCGUUCCCCACCGCAAACACCUGUGAUCCGGAGUUUUGCAAAUAUCUCAGCAUCAUUAAAAAUAUUGUAAUUUAUGUUCAGGUAAACAUGAAGGAGAUUUUCGGCGAGACGAAGGAGCAUAAAUGUUUUCUAAAUAUUUGUCAUUGUGAAGAAUUACCUCCACCGGUCGACGACAUCGAUGAGGAUGAACUUGCUGCCCGCAUAGAUAAAGGGGAUAUUGGUUUCCGAAUACCUGUCAGCAUUGGAGAACUUGACAGUGUCGUCGACAAUAAAAAUGCUAAUCAGCCAAAGAUCGAUGUGUUGGUUAAUAGCACCUUUUAUGAGAGGAGACUUGCUCCACCAAAUGCGAACUUUUUCCGUCAUUUCUUUUGUAUGGUAGUUUGUGAAGCCAUUGAAGACAAGCAUCAUUUGAAACUGGAUCCAAACAAGUGUGUCAAAUUGAAGAAUCGCACACUGAUGGGAUAUAUUGAACCAAUGAAAAUCAUGAAAAGACCAGUGGCUCCCGUUAUUCAGGAAAUCACUUCAACGUUCCUUGUAAACGUUUUGUUGGAUGUCCUUAAAUAUUUCGGUAUACAACAACCAGCCGGUGUGCACAUCUGCUUGUUUAGAGGAACAAAACUAAUGAUUGAACUAUUUUUGAAAGACAAGGAAAUUUCUGUUAUUCAUAGGGCGGCGACUGCUUGUGGUGACGACGAGCUGCGACGGGCUUUGGCCAGGCUGACCUUGGGACACCAGGGAAUCACAAUGGCUAGAUCAGCAAAACUCCGAUACAAUGGAAACUAUGCUGAGGUCCGCACAACCAGUGGAGACGGGUCAUCCAAGUAUCCAAGUACAUGA
Molecule: messenger RNA, 879 nt
Organism: Angiostrongylus costaricensis
Lineage: Eukaryota; Metazoa; Nematoda; Chromadorea; Rhabditida; Metastrongylidae
Source: the annotation of a GenBank genome assembly